Messenger RNA from Dryobates pubescens (Downy woodpecker), 894 nucleotides. RefSeq names its product claudin 10 (gene CLDN10). The record is from RefSeq and is a predicted model, not a curated record. The coding region runs from base 72 to 758 and encodes 228 amino acids. Gene Ontology annotation, molecular function: structural molecule activity. Gene Ontology annotation, biological process: cell adhesion; bicellular tight junction assembly. Gene Ontology annotation, cellular component: plasma membrane; bicellular tight junction. The transcript has 5 exons. NCBI's taxonomy places the organism in Eukaryota, Metazoa, Chordata, Aves, Piciformes, Picidae.
GCUGCCGGGCUCCCGCCGCCGCUGCGGCUCCGCGCCGCUUGGCUGGCCGCUGCUUGCCUGCUGCCGGGCCCAUGGCGAGCACGUCGGCGGAGAUCAUCGCCUUCCUGCUGACUAUCUCGGGCUGGGUGCUGGUCUCCUCCACGCUGCCCACCGACUACUGGAAGGUGUCCACUAUCGAUGGGACGGUCAUUACCACCGCCACCUUCUGGGCCAACCUCUGGAAGACCUGCGUGACCGACUCCACCGGCGUCUCCAACUGCAAGGACUUCCCAUCUAUGCUGGCGCUGGACGGUUACAUCCAAGCCUGCAGAGGACUGAUGAUCUCUGCUGUCUGCCUGGGCUUCUUCGGUGCUGUUUUUGGACUCAUUGGGAUGAAGUGUACAAAAGUUGGAGGCUCUGAUCAGACUAAAGCAAAAAUAGCUUGUUUAGCGGGACUGAUUUUCAUACUCUCUGGGUUGUGCUCUAUGACUAGUUGUUCCCUGUAUGCAAACAGGAUUACGUCUGAGUUCUUUGAUCCUUCUUUUGUUGCACAAAAGUAUGAAUUAGGAGCAGCUUUGUUCAUUGGAUGGGCUGGAGCUUCACUCUGCAUUAUUGGUGGCAGUAUAUUCUGCUUCUCAAUAACUGAAACCAGUAAUUCUCCAAGGAGAGGGUAUGCAUAUAAUGGAGCCACAUCUGUGAUGUCUUCUCGUACAAAGGUCCACAACAGCAUCCCAGACAAAACCCCACCAAAGCAUUUUGACAAGAACGCUUAUGUUUAAUUGUGCCACUGGAAGAUUCAAAGCGUUUGAAAAAUGAGUUUGUUUGUUUCAUUCCGAGUGAUUUCCCCUCCCCCAACCCCAAUGUACUUACCACUAAGACAAUGACUUUUUAAAACAUAAACUUGUAGCUUUUUCU